AUGCAAUGCCUUCGCUUAUGCGAAUCUGGAGGCACAUGGAUGGAUGUGGUGGAGUUGACAUCCCUCUACUAUGAACUGCCUCUGCAUUGUUGGUGUUUGCUUGUCUACAUUUCCUUUUUUCUUGUCAUGAGGUUUUGUUUGAAGUUGUUUUGCACGCGAACUUUCAGACCCCGUUGUAGCAGGAUAUUUGACGCUUAUUUAAUUCAUUCUCUUCAGCAGGCGAUGUCGGCCGUUCCUCAUCUACAAAAGCAACUGCGGGAGCUGUCGACAAGUCCCCCUGCCGGUUUCCGCGUGGAAUCGGAGGAUCUCUUCACUUGGACGGUCUGGUUCUCUGGCCCAGAAGGCACCCCGUACGCGCCAGGGAUUUACAAGGCGGAGCUUCGUUUUCCAAAGGAGUUUCCCAUGAAACCCCCUGUUUUCAAGGUGCUUUCUUCCUUUUGGCACCCCAAUGUUUACACCGAUGGUAAGGUGUGCAUCUCCAUCCUUCACCCGCCUGGCGAGGAUGAGAUGAAUACGGAAGAGACGGCCAUGAUGCGCUGGACACCGAUUCAAACAAUUCGCUCGGUUCUAUUGUCAGUUGUCUCACUGCUCAGCGACCCUGACCCAAAGGAUGCCGGUGCCCCCGCAAACGUUGCAGCGUUGGUUCAGUACCGCAAAGACCGCGCGGCGUUUAACUCUCACUGUCAGCAGCUGGCGCAGAAGUCGCUGUCAGAGCUCCCACCGAAUUUUGUCCCACCGAAGCACGAAGAUCGUGUAGAGUACCCUGUGAGCUACAUCUCUGCUGUGGAAAUGGACUACGAAGAUGAUUCCGAGCCCGAGGGGCACACAGCUCCGAACUGCUUUGGCGACGAACUCCGCCAGCUUCGGGAGAUGGACGUUGCGCCAGAGAAGUCAGAUAGUGAACUACUCAGCAUGCUUAUGGAGGUGAAGGGUGACGUGGCAACGCUGAUGGAACGGUUAAUGUGA
This is a messenger RNA of Trypanosoma rangeli, 966 nucleotides long. Its product is annotated as ubiquitin-conjugating enzyme protein. Gene Ontology annotation, molecular function: ubiquitin conjugating enzyme activity. Bases 1 to 966 code for a protein of 321 amino acids. Lineage: Eukaryota; Euglenozoa; Kinetoplastea; Trypanosomatida; Trypanosomatidae. The transcript has a single exon. The record is from RefSeq and is a predicted model, not a curated record. Gene Ontology annotation, biological process: protein polyubiquitination; ubiquitin-dependent protein catabolic process.